UCUAUAAACUAAUGCCAAACCCCAAUCUGUCAACUUGCCGCUCCCCCCAUUUUUAAAAGAGCCACCCUUCCUGUUUCUUCUUCUUCUUCUUCGCCUAACAACCCCUUUCUCUCUCUUCUUUGAUUUGGUUGUUUCUCACCUUUAAACGCUGUUGAUCAUCAAGCUCUAAUCAGUAAUCAUGGACGCUGGUGAUCCUAGUUUCAACAAAGCUAGUAACCCUUAUGUUACUGAGCAAGAGUUAGAAGAUAACGACAACGUUUCAUCAGAAACCGGCGCUGAGUCUCCUCCUUCUACCACUUUCAACAGCAUCAAACUCUCUCCUAAAAAAGGGAGAUCCAUACAGAAAAGAGUUGUGUCAGUGCCUAUCAAGGAUGUUGAAGGUUCCCGCUUUAAAGGUGAGAGUGCUCCACCAUCCGAUUCUUGGGCUUGGCGAAAGUACGGCCAAAAACCCAUCAAAGGCUCUCCUUAUCCCAGAGGUUAUUAUCGGUGUAGUAGCUCGAAGGGAUGUCCGGCAAGGAAACAAGUCGAGAGGAGUCAUGUGGACCCUAAAAUGUUAGUGAUCACGUACUCCUGCGAACACAAUCACCCCUGGCCCGCUUCUAGACACAAUACCGCCGCCGCUAAGCAAGCUGCUGCGGCGGCGAAGGCAGCGGCUGCAGCGGAGGCAUCAACAGCAACUGUAACAGCUGUACAGAACGAGCCAUCUACGUCGCAGGCCGACACGGAACAGGAAUCAGGGACCGAAGAGAGGUUCGCUGAUUUGACGGAGGACUCGAUUCUUACAACAGGGGAUGAAUUUGCUUGGUUUGGGGAGAUGGAAACGACGUCGUCGACGGUUCUGGAGAGCCCCCUGUUUACAGAAAGGGAUGACUGCGAUGCCGACGUGGCGAUGGUCUUCCCGAUGAAGGAAGAGGACGAGUCGUUAUUCGCCGAUCUGGGCGAGUUGCCUGAGUGCUCCUUUGUGUUUAGGCAUCAACGGAAUGUGGGACCACAGGUUGGGAUCUGCUGACACGUGUCUUAUGAGCAGUUCGUAAUUGGUGGAGUCGUCCUCGGUUUCAACGUCCCUGCGGUGCGUAUCAUUUAUCGUGUGGCACACUAGAUAGGAAAUUUAAAACUGAGAAAAAAACUUUAUAAUUUAAAAAAAAAAAAAAGAUACCCCCCCUUACAUUGCAUUAUCCCUUUGCGAAUUUCAUCGGAUAUAUAUUAAUUUUCUUUUCACAAUUUAAUUUGCCAUUGGUUUCGGUGUAGUAAAUGAAUAAAAAUUCCGAAUUCCAAAUUCUGUCGUUAUCUUGUUGUGGGCUUACCAAAAUUUGCCAUUGCCGCACGUCCGUUUAAGCUUCACUCUUGAGGGACUUAAUUGAAUAGAAACAAUUUUUACUGAGCUCAAA
This is a messenger RNA of Gossypium raimondii (Peruvian cotton), 1388 nucleotides long. Its product is annotated as probable WRKY transcription factor 65. Gene Ontology annotation, cellular component: nucleus. NCBI's taxonomy places the organism in Eukaryota, Viridiplantae, Streptophyta, Magnoliopsida, Malvales, Malvaceae. The record is from RefSeq and is a predicted model, not a curated record. Gene Ontology annotation, biological process: regulation of DNA-templated transcription. Gene Ontology annotation, molecular function: transcription cis-regulatory region binding; DNA-binding transcription factor activity. The coding region runs from base 179 to 1009 and encodes 276 amino acids. The transcript is spliced from 3 exons.